This is a messenger RNA of Acanthochromis polyacanthus (spiny chromis), 3414 nucleotides long. It is a transcript of the gene ifrd2, whose product is annotated as interferon-related developmental regulator 2. The transcript is spliced from 13 exons. The record is from RefSeq and is a predicted model, not a curated record. Bases 758 to 2122 code for a protein of 454 amino acids. Lineage: Eukaryota; Metazoa; Chordata; Actinopteri; Pomacentridae.
CUAGCAGAGCGGACCUGGCAACCCGGCUAACGGUCGGUUCACGAGGAAAGGAUGGCGGACCUGGCAACCCCGGCUACUGGUUACCGAGGAGAAGAUGGUGGACCUGGAGAUAGCAGCGUGUUCACAACUCCGUCCCAAACAUUUUGAUAAACACCUCCCCUCCCAGCCCGGUGUCAGGUACAGACUACCCGGGGACAGGCACAGAUAAUACGGCCUGGAGCCCGCUGGAAGGCCGGACUUUAGCUCUUUAUCCCGGGGGUGGAGGAGAGCUCGGCUCAAUAGCUAGAGACACCCGGAGCGGCGACACGAGUCCGGAGGAAAAAGGGCAUUUUUAUCAGCUUUUUAACCCAGCUGGAGAUACAAAUCACCGGGACCAGCCUGCCGUGGUUUCCCGCCGUCUCCACACCAGCUGUCAGACCCCGUGGACCGGAGGACCGGAGCGGGCUAACUGUAGCUGCUAACAGGAGGACCGGAGAGGGCUAACUGUAGCUGCUAACAGGAGGACCGGAGAGGGCUAACUGUAGCUGCUAACAGGAGGACCGGAGAGGGCUAACUUUAGCUGCUAACAGGAGGACCGGAGAGGGCUAACUUUAGCUGCUAACAGGAGGACCGGAGAGGGCUAACUUUAGCUGCUAACAGGAGGACCGGAGAGGGCUAACUUUAGCUGCUAACAGGAGGACCGGAGAGGGCUAACUUUAGCUGCUAACUUCAGCUGCUAACCUGCUAGCCGUGCUGUGGACUGUUGGAUCAGGGCGACAUGCCGAGGAGUAAAAAAGGGAAGCGAGGCUCCAGUAAGCCGGGCUCUCUUCGUCAGGAGGUUCUCCAGCUGCAGCUGUCGGCUAAAGCGUCGCUGAAAGGGGUAAAGAAUGGGAUGAAGGGAGAGUCUGCAGCCAGUGAUGAUGAUGUGGCGUCUGAGAUCCUCAGUCAUUACAGCAGCGCCAGCGACACCACCUCAGUGCUGGAGGAAGGAACAGGAGGUGAGCAGGUGGAUGAGCAGACGGCUCAGGAGGAAACAGAAGACAAACUGAAGCAGUGUAUAGACAACCUGAUGGAUAAGAGCUCAAAGACUCGUCUGGCAGCCCUGGAGUCCCUGAGACAGGCCUUCUCCUCCAGACUGCUGGACGACUUCCUGACAGAAAGACGUCUGACUGUCAGCGACUGUCUGGAGAGGAGCCUGAAGAAAGGCAGUGGGGAGGAGCAGGCAGCAGCAGCCACCGUCUUCGCUCUGCUCUGCAUCCAGCUGGGGGGUGGAGACGAGGCAGAGGAGGGCUUCAAGAUGCUCCGUCCCAUCCUCACCGCCAUCCUGAUAGACAGCACUGCCAGCAUAGCAGCCCGGCAGAGUUGUGCCAGGUCUUUAGGGAUGUGCUGCUACGUCUCUGCUGCUGAAGAUGGAGAGGACUUGAUCAAGUCUCUGGCGCUGCUGGAGAGCGUCUUCAUGUCUUCCUACCCCAACAGGGAGGGAACGCUGCCGACACCCAAACCUGGCAGUUCAGGGCUCCACAGCGCCGCCCUGCAGGCCUGGUCGCUGCUGGUCACCCUCUGCCCUGCUUCCAGAUUGACGGUGCUGCUCCACCUUCAUCUCCCUAAACUCCAAGCAUGUCUUCAGAGCAGUGAUGUUAACUACAGGAUUGCAGUAGGAGAGACCAUCGCUCUGCUGGUGGAGCUGGGACGAGACUUAGAUGAGGAUUUUGAGGUGGACGACAGUGAAAGUCUGUGUGAAAGUCUGAAGAGUUUAGCUACAGACGGAAAUAAACACCGAGCCAAGAAUGACAGGAGGAAACAGCGCUCCAUCUUCAGAGAGGUGCUGCAUUAUAUAGAGAACGAAGACUUCACAGAGGAGAAGAUCAGGUUUGGUGUGGAAAACGUUUACAUCGACGGCUGGAUGAGGAGAAGAAUCUACGAUGCCUUCAAGGAGAUCCUGGAGUCUGGAGUCCGACACCAUCUCCAGUUUAACCCUCUACUGAGGGACAUCUUUGGCCUCGGUCCUCCCCUCAUCCUGGACGCCUCCGUCAAAGGAAACAAGAUCUCACGGUUUGAGAAGCAUCUUUUCAACUCCGCUGCCUUCAAAGCCAGAACCAAACAGAGAAGCAAAGCCAGAGACAAACGAGCCGACGUCAUGUAGAGGACAAGGACGGAGGAGGAUGGAACUCUUUCUACAGAGAAGAUUUAACUCGAUGCCUUCAGACUCUCUGCAAACAGAUGCUUUUUCCCUCUAAACCUGUAAUUAAACUCUCCAUAUUCACAUUGAUCCUUCCUGGUUUUUUCUAACUUCGGUGUUUUGCUCAGAAUGGAGGUAUUACCGACCAGCAGAUGUUUUCCAGUUGUAGAAUUAAGUUAAAAUAACUUCAGUGUGCAUUAUGGUGCAACUAGACGUGGACUCUGUAAAUAUUUCAGAGGUAUUUAUCAACAGAAACACAGUAAAGUGUUAAAUGAGUUGUUUUGAAGGAUCUGCUGAUCUCUGGUGCUGCUGGUUUUAUUUUAAUUCUCAGCCAGGUGUUUUUAAAUCUAAUUACUGCUGCAGCAGGUAUAUACAUAAUAUAUACAUAAAUAUACAACAGAGCCAAGGAACUGUUCUGUAAAACCUCCUGAUUCGUCCUCUGAGGUUCAGCUGCCAAAUGAAACCAGACUUUAUAGAAGUCUGAAGAACGUGUGGUGUUUGUGUGAGAGCGUGUUUUAUUGGGAUUUAAUUUGAUUAACUCCUAAUCAUAGAAACAAGAAGAUGCCUGAUUAAAGGAGAUGAAAUCAAAGAGCUAAUUUUGUCAUCUUUUUAUUCAGUUGUAUAAAAAAGGACAUUUUCUGCUGAAUAAUUGUUUUACUUUCUAAUUUAUUGGAGAACGGCUGUGUGGUUUUUAUUAAGGAUUUAAACUGUUUACAGAUAAUUAUGGGAUAAACUUACUUUGUUUCAUUUUCAUUUGGGUUAGAGGUUCAUGUGUUUGUUUUAUAGAUCUAUGAACAGAUUUAUGGAAAUAUGUGUUUAUGAAAUGCAUUUAAAUGAUUUUAACUCUGAGGAGCAGAAAAUAAUCAGAGCUGCUGAUCCGACACGUUUGGUGAUGCUGGUUUUUAAAUUUGGAACAUUUAACUCCUGCUGUUGGUGUUUUUGAGUAGUUUAGAUUAAAAACAGAGCAAAUUAAGUUUGUUUUUGCUGGAUCCUGGUACUAUGGCCUCACCAAACGGUCCGUUCAGCGCUCCAAACGAUGGUUCAAAUGGAUUAAAGACUCUCUGAGAUCUUUCUCUGUUUCAUGUAAUUCCAUAAAGAAAUGAUGCUUCUGCUUUGGAAAGAUUAAUCUGACGGGAAGUGUUCAGAUCCGUCGGUAAAAGUAUGAACAGAACGAUGGAAUACUCCACUACAGGUAGAAGUCCUGCAUUCAGAGCUUUACCUCUGGAAAUGUAUUACCAGUAAAGUUUGAGUUUUCA